GUUUCGGCCUUCUCCGCCCUCGCUCAAAGUGCGACCAGUAUGGCAAUUCUGAACCCUAAAUUCCCAAUCCUCUUAUCACCCGUAGUCAGUCACUCCCUCGCCGGCCACCGAGUUUACAUCGCCGCCGUCGGAGGUUUAACCAUUCGGCGUCCCAGCUCCUCCCCGGCGUCUUCACUCUCCUCCUUGAAUCCUUCUGGGUUGCGCAUCGUACACAAAUUUGAUUUCUCCUCAUAACUUGAAGAGCUGAAGUGGAGCUUGAACGUAGCAAAAAAAAAAAAAAAAAAAAAAUUCAACCAUGAAGGUCUUCCAAAUCAACGGAAACAACACUCUUUCUCUCGCCCUCUUCGCCGAAGUCGCCAAUUCCAAGGAGCUUCUUGAUUCUAUGCAAGCUGGGAAUCUGGAGCUGGAAGUUUCGUUUAUGAAUGCAUCACUUAUCCCCGAUGUUUUCCCUGUUCUCGCUGCAGCACACAAGGCGCUUGUGUCAAAGUCUCGGGAUUCAUUGACAACCCGAACGCUUCAUUCUGAGCUUGUCUACAAUAUUUCAGGAUCCAAGCAUAUUACAGAGUCCUUGAAACGAUGUGGUAUCUCAGACAGCUGCACGUACGUCCUCGCAGCUCGCUUCAAUGCCUCGCCGGAAGAUAUGAAAGUGGUAGAAAAACUUAUCAACGGCAAAGAGGUCGACUUAGUGGAGCUGGAGAGCAGAGCAAACCAAGCUCAAAUCCUUAAGCAUUACAAAAUCUCUGCGAUGGAGCUAGGGAUUUCCUCACUUGCUGAUGCCAUUACAUGCCGAAUAGCUUCCCGGGAUGCCCUGUGAGGAAAGAUAAGGACGUAUUGUGCUUGAAGUAGUCGAAGGCCACUGUGUGCAUCCAUAAACCAGCUAUCUUUUUAUCUUAGUAGGCUGCAGUUUAAUGCUUGGCUCUGUAGAGUAAAAGAAUGUGAGUUAUUAUAUGCUUGGGGAUGAAGAAAUGUUGGCGAAAUAGGCGUCCGAUUUUUACCCGCGUCUUUUAUUUGUCCGUUAUUAUCGUUACGUUGAAAUUUAUUGUAUACCGAGCCAUCCAAACACGGUGUCGACACGUGGAUGGGACAGCGGCAACCGCUUGCUUCAGUAUGAAGCAGCUUCAGUAUGAAGCAAGAGGCUGGAGCGUCGUUUUGACGCUGCUUGAACUGAGAACAGCCGGGUGAUUAUACUUGAGAUGUCUUUUGCAGUU
This is a messenger RNA of Linum tenue, 1208 nucleotides long. Lineage: Eukaryota; Viridiplantae; Streptophyta; Magnoliopsida; Malpighiales; Linaceae. The record is from the annotation of a GenBank genome assembly.